AGCAGAGAGCCUAUAACUGUUGGAGUCAGUUUGUGUGACAGUCUGACAAACCCUGGACUGCUCCACUGACAGACUGGGAUCUGCUGGCUACUGGCAAACACAACACAAAGUAAUCACCCUACACUAUGUAUCACCUGAGGGUGCCUGUGUUUCUUCUGAUGCUGCUUGUGUUGCUGCAUUGUGUCGCCGCUGCCCCAAGCCACAGGUACUUCAGUCCCAGCUCAUCCAGCGAGCAGGAAAGUGCUCUUCCAGACGGCGAAGGCUGGUUAGCUCCAGGGUUUGUCUCUAACCCAUUCCUCGGCCUCAUGGGUACGCGGCCGCAGAGAGGGCUCACAGCUAUGAACAGCCACCACAUACAGAAGAGGAAGUGCAACACAGCCACCUGUGUCACUCAAAGGCUAGCAGACUUCUUGGUGCGCUCCAGUAACACCAUCGGCACCGUCUACGCACCCACCAACGUGGGAUCUGCCGCCUACGGCAAGAGGGACCUACUGCAGCCUCCCAGCUACCUGCCUCUCUAGUACUGACUGUAGAAACUGCACCAGCACUCCCAGUGCUCUGAUGAUAUAACCAGUCAUCUUAUGUAACAGCAAUUGUGAGAAUGACGGAGUGUUAUUGUGUUUAUUUUAUACUUUAAGAAACAGUGCCUUUAAUUUAAACCAUCAAACUCCAUUUGUAUGUUUUCCUGGAUUUGUUUGUGUUGUGGCUCUGUUAAUAAUGUUCCAUAAUGGCAUGAUAUGAAUAUAAAAAUACAUAAAAGUAAUAAAACAAUAAAUAAAAGAAAACAAAUGUAAAGCCAUAUGAAAUAAAUGUUAUCAUCUGUUGUUUUGAUAAUAAAAGUGUGAAAAUAUA
Molecule: messenger RNA, 852 nt
Organism: Lates calcarifer (barramundi perch)
Lineage: Eukaryota; Metazoa; Chordata; Actinopteri; Centropomidae
Product: calcitonin gene-related peptide 2
Exons: 4
Coding region: 126-521 (131 amino acids)
Cellular component (GO): extracellular region
Molecular function (GO): hormone activity
Source: RefSeq, a predicted model, not a curated record